Messenger RNA from Eurytemora carolleeae, 575 nucleotides. RefSeq lists its product as uncharacterized. The transcript is spliced from 5 exons. Bases 58 to 498 code for a protein of 146 amino acids. The record is from RefSeq and is a predicted model, not a curated record. Lineage: Eukaryota; Metazoa; Arthropoda; Copepoda; Calanoida; Temoridae.
UUAUAUUUUAUAUUUUCUGAAAUAUGAGAAUUUUAAUAUUUAUCUCAAGAUGCAAAAAUGCAAAUAAUUGAAAGACGAAUUGAACUUGAACGAGAAAGGGAGGAGAUAGAUAAAGAUGUUGCCAAGCUACUCAAGCAGUUGAAUCCUGGUUGGAAGAAACGAGAUAUAAUUAUUCACUCGUUAAACCCUACUCUUAAACUAGGAUACUCAGAUAAACAGACCAACUACAAACUUCUAGUCAAGAUUCUAAGAGAUGAUGAUGAUCAAAAAGUUGAAGAGUAUUUCUCUCGAUUAAACCAAGCUUACUCCAGAGGUGUAUCUCCGGAGCUGGUUGGAGUAUUUAAGAAUGGAUCCGUCCAGCGCUAUUCAUAUCACAACCCGGAGCAAGACAAAUCCACACUGAACCAGACAGAGGGAGAAGGUCAGUUCAUGCAGACCACUUUGAGACCUCAUAGUUCCUCCUCUAGUUUUCCUCUAGUUUUCUAUGAGAAAUGUUAAUUUAUAAAUUCAAAAGAGUAUUAAAUAUGAUAGAUUAAAAUUGUCUAAAAUUGAAAUAAUAAAGGUUUACACCAUCA